This is a messenger RNA of Dama dama (fallow deer), 1754 nucleotides long. RefSeq names its product 3'(2'), 5'-bisphosphate nucleotidase 1 (gene BPNT1). Gene Ontology annotation, molecular function: 3'(2'),5'-bisphosphate nucleotidase activity. Bases 292 to 1263 code for a protein of 323 amino acids. Gene Ontology annotation, biological process: phosphatidylinositol phosphate biosynthetic process. The record is from RefSeq and is a predicted model, not a curated record. NCBI's taxonomy places the organism in Eukaryota, Metazoa, Chordata, Mammalia, Artiodactyla, Cervidae. The transcript is spliced from 11 exons.
CUCAGUAGCUGAGGUAGGUUUGCUCUGCAUCUCCUGGUGACCUAUCCCAGGACGGUGAGCGCUGUACGGGACGCUGCCCGGGACCCGGUACCUGAUAAAGCUUUUUUGGUUGCCCCUGAAGGGUGUUUCGUCUGACUUGGUCCCAGUCUUGUCACCGACCCAGAAGGUGCAAAACUGGUAGAGAAGGAAGUACAGUGGAUGUAAUCUGAGCUGCGGUAAGGAAGUGAAGAACUUGCAGAAGGAGCUUUUCGCCUUGCUUUGGCUACACCUUUGCCAUCAACAGGGCCCAUCAUGGCAUCCAGUCCCACUGUGUUGAUGCGGUUGGUGGCUUCAGCAUAUUCUAUUGCUCAAAAGGCAGGGACGAUAGUCAGGCGUGUUAUUGCCGAAGGAGACCUGGGCAUCAUUGAGAAGACCUGUGCAACAGACCUGCAGACCAAGGCUGACCGAUUAGUUCAAGCAAGCAUAUGUUCUUCAUUGGCACGGAAGUUCCCCAAACUAACAAUUAUAGGGGAAGAGGAUCUGCCUCCUGAAGACGUGGAUCAAGAACUGAUUGAAGAUGGUCAGUGGGAGGAGAUACUGAAGCAGCCGUGCCCAUCACAGUACAGUGCUAUCAAGGAGGAAGAUCUUGUGGUCUGGGUUGAUCCUCUGGAUGGUACCAAGGAAUAUACCGAAGGUCUUCUUGACAAUGUAACAGUUCUUAUUGGAAUUGCUUAUGAAGGAAAAGCCAUAGCAGGAGUUAUUAACCAGCCGUAUUAUAACUACCAGAACAAUGAAAAUCAGAAGUUAAGGGAACCCAGGAAUGACACCAAGGCAGGACCAGAUGCUGUGCUGGGGAGAACUAUCUGGGGAGUUUUGGGUUUAGGUGCCUUCGGAUUUCAGCUGAAAGAAGUGCCCGCCGGCAAACACAUCAUCACAACUACCCGGUCCCAUAACAGCCAGUUGGUUACGGACUGUGUCACUGCUAUGAACCCUGAUGAUGUGCUGAGAGUGGGAGGAGCAGGAAAUAAGAUAAUUCAGCUGAUUGAAGGCAAAGCCUCUGCUUAUGUAUUUGCAAGUCCUGGAUGCAAGAAGUGGGACACCUGUGCUCCAGAAGUCAUUUUACAUGCUGUCGGAGGCAAGUUAACCGAUAUCCAUGGAAAUGCCCUUCAGUAUAACAAGGAGGUGAAGCACAUGAACUCAGCCGGAGUUCUGGCCACACUGAGGAAUUAUGAUUAUUAUGCAAGUCGAGUUCCCCAGUCUGUUAAAAAUGCACUUGUUCCUUGAAGGGAAAUCUCGUCAACUCAGCCAGGAGAAGGACUUGGUUCUCAAAAAUAAUACAUUUUAAAACUACUUGAAUGGAAUUUGAGCUCCACUUUUACUUCAUUGUUGAUCACCAGUUUACAUUUGAUUACUUAGAAGUAUAAAAUAGAAUUUUUAAAUGUCUUGGUAAAUCAAUCACCCAGACCAAUUUUGACAUCUGGAAAAUUUGCAAGGUCACUCUGUGUCACAUUUCUUUUCCUCCUUUUACUUGGAGCAUUGAAAGAAAAGUACAUUUCCAAUUGGCUGUCCUGAUCCAUUGUUGAAUCAACAUUCCUAUUUUGUAAACCAGAUUUCUCUAGGGCACAGAACCAGUGUUACCUGAAUCUCAUUCUUGUCUUUCAGUGUAAUGUAAAAAGUUUCCCUACUCCCAUCCUGAUUACAUUAAAAUGUCAUUGUAUGUGUUGAAGAAACAGAUUUUAGAGAAAUGUCUCUUUAUAAUAAAUUAUUUACUUUUA